This is a messenger RNA of Lemur catta (Ring-tailed lemur), 2973 nucleotides long. RefSeq names its product microtubule associated protein 6 (gene MAP6). The record is from RefSeq and is a predicted model, not a curated record. Gene Ontology annotation, molecular function: microtubule binding; calmodulin binding. The transcript has 4 exons. Lineage: Eukaryota; Metazoa; Chordata; Mammalia; Primates; Lemuridae. Gene Ontology annotation, cellular component: cis-Golgi network; Golgi-associated vesicle; microtubule. Gene Ontology annotation, biological process: cytoskeleton-dependent intracellular transport; microtubule cytoskeleton organization; regulation of microtubule cytoskeleton organization. The coding region runs from base 357 to 2834 and encodes 825 amino acids.
UCGCCUCUCCUCGCUUGGCCGGGGUCUGCGCGCCACCGCAGCCGCAGGGAGGGGCGCGUCCCAGACAGCCUCGCCAGGGACUCGGGGACGCCGUGCCUCUCGCCCUUCGGCGUCCGCUGCAGACUGCGCUCCCAGGCUGCCGGUAGCCGGUAAUAGAGGGACUUUACAGACUAUCCUAGCGAUAGCUCUCCCAGGUGCUCUCCGAGGGAGGAGGGCGAAGUAGCUCAGGCUAUCGGUGGUGGGAGAAAACGGUGGGAACCGCACUGGGCGGUCGGGGUCGGAGGCUGAAGGAAGAUUAGAGACUUGCUUUAGAACCACAGAAAGAAAGAGGGAGGGCCAGCUUUGCAGCCAGCACCAUGGCGUGGCCGUGCAUCACACGGGCCUGCUGCAUCGCCCGCUUCUGGAACCAGUUGGACAAGGCAGACAUCGCCGUGCCGCUGGUUUUCACCAAGUACUCAGAGGCCACCGAGCACCCUGGCGCCCCGCCGCAGCCACAGCCGCCGCAACAGCAGCAGGCGCAGCCGGCUCUCGCACCCCCCUCGGCGCGCGCGGUUGCCAUAGAGACGCAGCCGGCCCAGGGCGAGUUGGAUGCAGUUGCCCGGGCAACAGGGCCGGCGCCCGGGCCUAGCGGCGAACGCGAGGCGGCGGCCCCGGGCCGGAGUGGGCCGGGCCCCGGCCUGGUCUCCGGCUCCACCUCCGGCGCGGGCCCCGCGGACUCGGUGAUGCGGCAGGACUACCGCGCCUGGAAGGUGCAGCGGCCCGAGCCCAGCUGCCGGCCGCGCAGCGAGUACCAGCCCUCCGACGCGCCCUUCGAGCGCGAGACCCAGUACCAGAAGGAUUUCCGUGCCUGGCCACUGCCGCGCCGCGGGGACCACCCGUGGAUCCCCAAGCCCGUGCAGAUUCCAGCGUCCUCCCAGGCGUCGGCGCCUAUUUUCAGCGCUCCCAGGCGCCGGCCGCAGAGCCAGGAGCGCUGGCCGGUGCAGGCCGCGGCUGAGGCCCCGGAGCAGGAGGCGGCCCCUGGCGGAGCAGGGGGCCUGGCAGCCGGAAAGGCGUCCGGUGGGGACGAGCGCGACACACGCAGGAAGGUCGGACCCGCCUGGAUGGUGCGACGCGCCGAGGGGCUGGGGCACGAGCAGACGCCGCUGCCUGAGGCCCAGGCCCAGGUCGGAGCUGGUGGUCUGGCGGCUGGAAAGGCGUCUGGUGGGGACGAGCGCGACACACGCAGGAAGGUCGGACCCGCCUGGAUGGUGCGACGCGCUGAGGGGCUGGGGCACGAGCAGACGCCGCUGCCCUCGGCCCAGGCCCAGGCCCAGGCCACGGGCCCCGAGGGUAGCAAGGGGCGCGCAGCGGCGGACGCCCUCAACCGGCAAAUCCGAGAGGAGGCGGCGAGUGCGGUGAGCAGCUCCUACAGGAAUGAAUUCAAAGCAUGGACGGACAUCAAGCCUGUGAAACCAAUAAAAGCCAAGCCCCAGUACAAGCCCCCAGACGAUAAGAUGGUUCACGAGACCAGCUACAGUGCCCAGUUCAAAGGGGAGGCCAACAAGCCAACAGCAGCUGACAAUAAGGUCACUGACCGCAGAAGAAUACGCAGCCUCUACAGCGAACCUUUCAAGGAACCCCCAAAGGUGGAGAAACCUAGUGUUCAGAGUUCCAAACCAAAAAAGACCUCAGCGAGCCAUAAGCCUCCGAGGAAGGCCAAAGACAAGCAGGCGGUGUCAGGCAAGGCCGACAAGAAAAAGAGCGCAGAGGGCCCCAGUGCCACCAAACCCGAUGACAAGGAGCAAAGCAAAGAGAUGAACAAUAAACUGGCUGAGGCGAAAGAGAGCCUGGUCCAACCCGCCAGUGAUUCGAGUAAGAAUCGAGGACCUGUAGCCACAGAGCCAGACAAGGAUCAAAGUCCUGUGGUCCCAGGCCUUCUGAAAGGUCAAGGUCCUGUGGUCCAAGAGCCUCCAAAGGAUCAAGGCCCCACGGUCCUGAGGCCUCCAAAGGAUCAAGGUUCUGUGGUCCCAGGGCCUCUGAAGGAUCUAGGUCCCGUGAUCCCAGUACCAGUCAAGGAUCAAGACCAUGUUGUCCCUGAGCCUUUAAAGAAUGAAGGUUCUGUGAUCUCAGCACCAGUCAAGGACCAAAGUCCCUCGAUCCCAGUGCCUCUAAAGAAUCAAAGUCCUAUGGUUCCAGCAAGAGUUAAGGAUCAAAGUUCCGUGGUACCGGAGUCUCUGAAGGAUCAAGGUCCUGUGGUCCCUGAGCCUGUCAAGAAUCAAGUUCCUGUGGUCCCAGCACCUGUUAAGGAUCAAGACUCCGUGGUCUCAGCAUCUGUCAAGGAUCAAGGUCCUGUGGUCCCAGAGCAUCUAAAGGAUCAAAGUGCCAUGGUCACAGCACCUGUAAAGAAUGAAGGUCUUGUGGUCUCCGAGCCUGCAAAGAAUCGAGGUUUAGUGGCUCCAGAGCCAGUCAAGGAUCAAGGCAUAGUGGCCCCAGAGCACCUGAAGGUUCAUGAUCCUGUAAAGGAUCAAGGUCCUGUGGUCCCUGAGCCUGUGAAGAAUCAAGGCCCCACUCUCCCAGCACUGGUCAAGGAUCAGGGUCCCCUGGUUCCAGAGAUUCCAAAGAAUCAAGGUCCUGUGGUCCGUGAGCCUGUGAAGAAUCAAGUUCCUGUAAUCCCAGUGCCUCUGAAAGAUCAAGAGUCCCUGGUGCCAGCAUCAGCAAAGGACCAAGGUCCUGCAGUCCCUGAACCUCUGAAGACUCAAGGUCCCAGGGGCCCUCAGCUGCCCGCUGUCUCACCUCCACCCCCAGUCAUGAUCCCAACCGUCCCCCAUGCGGAGUAUAUUGAGGGUUCCCCUUGACACGCACCCUUCACAUGCCAAUGAAGGAGCUGGCAGUGAAAGUGCUCCCCUCCCAGGGGCAGUGAAGGCACAUAUUUAAUCUGCAUGAAACAUGUACCGUAGUCUUGCUGGAGUCUAAUAAAUCUGGUCCCCUGGCUCA